This is a messenger RNA of Heterobasidion irregulare TC 32-1, 1621 nucleotides long. Its product is annotated as major facilitator superfamily. The transcript has 17 exons. Lineage: Eukaryota; Fungi; Basidiomycota; Agaricomycetes; Russulales; Bondarzewiaceae. The record is from RefSeq and is a predicted model, not a curated record. Gene Ontology annotation, biological process: spermidine transport; spermine transport; transmembrane transport. Gene Ontology annotation, molecular function: spermidine transmembrane transporter activity; spermine transmembrane transporter activity. Bases 1 to 1557 code for a protein of 518 amino acids.
AUGGCUUUGCAAUCGGCUGAGGGGAGGAUCCACCUCGUAACUUUUGUCAGGGAUGAUCCAGAAGAUCCAGUCAACUGGCCGAAGUGGAAGAAAGUCAGUGUGGUCAUGAUGUUAUGCGUCCUGGCUUUUUGCUCGGUCUUUGGUUCGUCUUCCUACGCUCCCGGGCAGCAACAGCUUGAACGGUUGUAUGGUAUCAACGAAAUCGCCGCGAGCUCAGGACUGACCCUCUACGUCCUUGGCUUUGCUUUUGGGCCACUCAUAUCAGGUCCCAUGUCUGAGAUGUACGGUCGCAAGGUUGCAUAUAUGCUCUCAUGGCCAUUGAUGAUUGUCUUCAAGUCCCUUUUAGUCCGUUUUCUAACAGGCGCAUGCGCUGCCUGCGCCCUCAAUAAUGGUAGCGGUGUCAUUACGGAUAUGUAUCACAACGACAUUCGGGCACAAAGUCGAGCCAUCGCCUGGUACUCGUUCUGCCCCCUCUCGGGACCAUGUUUUGGUUCUCUCGUUGGAUUUUUUGUUGCAGCUACUACAAACAGCGGAUCAGGUUUAUGGGUUGUCCGUGUCCAUUUUUUCUUCGCAAUCGCCUGCUGGCCACUCGUCUUUCUUCUCCCUGAAACACAUGGACCGUCUAUCCUCUCUAAGCGCGCCAAGAAACUGCGUGCAGAAGGAAAUGAGAAUGCGCGUGCAGCCCACGAAAUUCAUAAAGAAUCAAGGAAGCAAAUUCUACAAAAACACAUAUUGCGGCCAACGCAGAUGCUUUUGUACGAACCUAUAAAUCAAGGGGCGGCUAUAUGGAUUUCAUUAGCCUACGGCAUCGUGUACUUUUUCUUCGAAGCCUACCCUGUGGUCUUUAUUGCACAGCAUGACAUUCCGUUCCGACUGUGUGGUUUGCUUUUCCUCCCUAUUCCAAUCGGACAGUUCCUUGUUGUAGCGCCGUACGAACGGAUAACUCGUUUCUUCUCUCAGCUGCCGCUUCCAGGAAUCGAAAAGAAGGGCGUUACACCUCAGCCGGCGGAAGCGCGACUCAAAGUGGUACUCUCUGCUUGUUUACUCUUGCCCGUGUCUCUCUUCUGGUUUGCCUGGACAAGCGGCCCAGAGACGCACUGGGUUGCACCUGCCCUUGCAGGGAUUGCGUUCGGAUAUUCCAUGAUGGCUAUCUUCAUGUGUUUCCUCGCAUACGUCUCACAGACUUACACAGUGUAUGCGUCAAGCGCUUCCGCUUGCAACGUUUUCGUCCGUUCCAUUAUUGCGUCCGCUUUUCCGGUAUUUGCAAACAGCCUGUUGAGCUCGGUGGGGACUAAAUGGGGCCUCUCUCUGUUUGGCUUUCUGUCUCUAGGUCUCAUCCCCAUCCCCCUCUUUUUCAUCCGUUAUGGCGAAAAGCUCCGUGAGCGCUCUAAAUUUGCACAGGAGGCGCGUAAGAUUCUAGAGCAAAUGAGGGAAGGACAGGAAGGGACCUCAGAGAAGACGCAGGUGGAAUCAGAUGCUGUAGAAUUGGAGUCUGAAGCAGCAAAAGGAGCGAAGAUAGAGCAAAGGGAGGUGAACAGCUCACUAGAGGCCGUAUGAUGGCCACACCGCAUACCGUACAUUACUUUAUACCAUUGGCCGUGAUGGUUCACUGAUACACAGG